Messenger RNA from Spizellomyces punctatus DAOM BR117, 2150 nucleotides. RefSeq lists its product as uncharacterized. NCBI's taxonomy places the organism in Eukaryota, Fungi, Chytridiomycota, Chytridiomycetes, Spizellomycetales, Spizellomycetaceae. Bases 43 to 1884 code for a protein of 613 amino acids. The record is from RefSeq and is a predicted model, not a curated record. The transcript has 3 exons.
AAAAAGUUGGCAAUGUCCCAACAUUAGAUUACCUGCAGCAGGAUGCCGGCAGCUAACCCACCAAGACAUGUCCAGCUGUCUGUAGAUAGGAGCCUAUUGAAUCCCAAAUUCGAAGGAUACAAGCUCAAGACACAUGACGGCGUCCGCGAACCCAAAACUUUCGACCUUCCGGAGCCAGUAAACAUUGGCAAAGUUCCCUCCUCCACACAUGCGCCAUAUCGAAAAUUGGAGGCUCGGAGCGGCUUUAACCAUUUAUUUGCGUUUCCAGAGUGGGACUGUGCAUUUUAUGUGGAUGGAGAGUACAAUGUCAUUCAAGUUCUGGUAAAUGAGGAUGCGUUCGAGCCCAGUUUUCGCACUUUGUAUUCGUUCCCCGCGCCAACUCUUGCCAAUGAAGAGAGAGAGUAUCCGUCAAUACAACGCGCUGGGCAGUAUCUCUUGAUAAGUAGCGGGGCAGGGUCCAUUGCCGUGAUUCAUCUAGCCGACACCACGUCAUUCCCAACUUUCAUUGGAGAACUCAGGGAUUUGGACCAUCCGUAUAUCCUCACCAAUGCUAAAACGACGAGUUCAGGAAAUAUAGUUUUUCUCGCCUACAGAACCGAAGAGCGGGAGGUAGAAGAACCGGUUGGUCAUACAGCAACAUCUUUCAGCAAUCCCCAACAAAAGGAAUUGCAUCCACGCCUCUCGUUUUUCCUCAGUCUAUUUCAAAUCGAGAAUGCAGAUUUGCGGGAGGGCCGUACCGCGAACGGCAGCAUUCCUGUGACCCGCUUACGGACAGUGGAAGGAUUCAGUGUGCCAUACUUUUCGGCUAUUGAACCAGAAGGUCAAGGGUUUACGAUUGCAGCCGCAAUACCUUACGAAAAUCCAAAACCUCGACAGGUUCCCGUUCCAGAGGAACAGCAAGAGCACCAACCACAAACUAAAGCCGAGCUUAUCCGACGAGAACAGGAAAUUGAGUUUGUGGAAGCCAAAAAGCUCGAGUACAUGUGGACACAGACUGGAGAAGAUAUUAUGAUCACGGUCCGGCUUCCGCACAUUACGCUGAAAAAGGAUAUCCAUUGUCGGUUUGACAACCAUGGGAUAAAGUGUAAAAUCCUUCCACCAAAAGAAGAAACAAUCUUUGACGCUCGGACAUUUGACAAUAUCGUUCCGGGAGAGUGUACCUGGACAUUAGAAAACAAUCGCCUUCUGACGCUGUACAUACAAAAAGCGAACGAAAAUACACGAUGGACGCAUUUAUGGGAGGAUGAAGACGAUGUUGAAGAAACCGUUGAUCCAAGUGAGCUCGCCACCUUUCGAGAAGCGUUGGAAAAGUAUACAGCAUCUGAUGAAAAUCCCGAAUCCGCGUAUCCAAUGCAAAAUGCAAUGACGGAGCGAUCAGAAGAAGUGGAUUUUGAAGGGCAUGCUGCCGUCUUUGUGCGAUUUGCACGAGAAGGAGGGGAGCCAACGGCCAUCAGUUUGACCGGCGGUCAAGAGUGGCUUUGUACUUGCUUUCCGUGGCGACCGCGUCAAAAUGAGUCGCUAGGAUCAGUCUGCUUGCGCUCGGACGUGGACGCAUUGAUCUAUGACGUUGGUACUGAAUUGCAAAUGACUCAUACGUCUGCAUUCAAUGCCCUUGGUUUCGUGCAAGCCAGCAAGCGAGACAAACGGUUCAUGUUUGUCACAUACGAUUACCAGAAGGCCUUGAUUAUCGAGUCGAGACGACAUGUGUACAUUUACCGCCAACCCUUUGGUAACAGUGUAUACGCCGACCAAUAUGUGGUAGACUUGGACCCUGGGCGACGAGGAGUCACGUCCGAGGACGUAUUAGGAGUUCAACAAAUAGGAGAAGACUGUAUUGCAAUUUUGAAGGAGGGAUCACUGAGUUUGAUACAAUUGGUGACAUAACAGAAAUAGUAUAAGUGGUCGGCAGCAUAUAUGUAUCGGAAGAAUCCAGUCCCAUCUUACCUUCAGAUGAGGUGCGCGCCCUUAACUGAUUUCUCGUAAACGAGGGCCACGGCGAUACAGUACUUUUUGGGUCCUGCCGAAACCAUCUUCUUUUUGGUGUGGAUUCUUUCACCAGCGAAAGCUGACGGUAAAUAGCUCAUAAUUGCUGGUGCUUGGAAGGCAGGGCCUGCUUGCUGAAAUGAGAUGACCUGACCAGUCGGCUUUCC